Molecule: messenger RNA, 3074 nt
Organism: Austrofundulus limnaeus
Lineage: Eukaryota; Metazoa; Chordata; Actinopteri; Cyprinodontiformes; Rivulidae
Product: NACHT, LRR and PYD domains-containing protein 7
Molecular function (GO): protein binding
Source: RefSeq, a predicted model, not a curated record
CUUCUGAAGGAAAGCAUCACACAAUUUGUGGAGACAGAGCUGAAUAAGUUCCAGAAGGUCCUUGGUUCAGGUUACCAAGAAUGUUUAGAGAAUGAACCAAUAUUGGAUGCUGUAGAUGAGGACCAAAAGAAGACCAGCAGAGACUCGUUUCUAAACAUUGCCUUGAACUUCUUGAGAAACAUGAACCAAAAGAAACUCGCUGACAGUCUGCAGUGCAGGCUUUCUUCUACAGAGUUUCAACAAAAACACAAGUCUAGCCUGAAGAGGAGGUUUGAGUCCGUGUUCGAGGGGAUCGCUAAAGCUGGAAACCCGACUCUCCUGAACCAGAUCUUCACAGAACUCUACAUCACAGAGGGACGAACUGAAGAGGUCAAUGAAGAACAUGAGGUCAGACAGAUUGAAAAGAUAUCCUGGAAACAACACAAACCAGAAACAACCAUCAGACAUCAAGACAUCUUUCAACCCCAACCUGGAAGAAAUGAACCAAUUAGAAAGGUUUUGACAAAGGGAAUAGCUGGCAUUGGGAAAACUGUCCUAACUCAGAAGUUCACUCUGGACUGGGCUGAAGACAGAACCAACCAGGACAUCCACUUGCUGUUCCCAUUUACCUUCAGAGAGCUGAAUGUGCUGAAAGAGACAAAGUUCAGCUUGGUGGAACUCGUUCAUCACUUCUUUUCUGAAAUCAAAGGAACAUUCAGGUUUGAUGAAUUCCAGGUUCUGUUCAUCUUUGAUGGUCUGGACGAGUGUCGACUUCCUCUGGACUUCCACAGGAACCAGGUCCUGACUGAUGUCACAGAGUCCACCUCAGUGGAUGUUCUGCUGACCAACCUGAUCAGGGGGAACCUGCUUCCCUCUGCUCYCCUCUGGAUAACCACAAGACCUGCAGCAGCCAAUCAGAUCCCUGCUGAGUGUGUUGACCUGGUAACAGAAGUCAGAGGGUUCACCGAUCCACAGAAGGAGGAGUACUUCAGGAAGAAGUUCACGGAUAAGAGGCAGGCAAACAAGAUCAUCUCUCAUAUCAAGACCUCACGGAGCCUCCACAUCAUGUGCCACAUCCCAGUCUUCUGCUGGAUCAAUGCUAUGGUUCUGGAGGAUCUGAUGAAAACAAAAGAUGAACCAGAGCUACCCACAACCCUGACUGAGAUGUACAUCCACUUCCUGAUGGUUCAGAUCAACAUGAAGAAGAUCAAAUACGAAAGAGCAGUUGAGAUGGACGAAUACUGGAGUCCAAAGUGCAGAAGGGAGAUUGAGUCUUUAGGAAAACUGGCUUUUGAGCAGCUUUUGAAAGGAAACCUGAUCUUCUAUGAGUCUGACAUGACAGCAUGUGGUAUUGAAAUCAGAGAUGCCUCAGUUUACUCAGGAGUCUUCACUCAGAUCUUUAGAGAGGAGAGAGGACUGUACCAGGACAAGGUGUUCUGCUUCGUCCAUCUGAGUGUCCAGGAGUUUCUGGCUGCUCUUUUUGUUCGUCUGACUUUUGACCAAAAUGGUGUCAACCUGUUGACAGAACCACCUCAAACAUCAGAAAACUCUGUCACAACAAAUCCCGAUUCUGCAGAGACACAACUCCACCAAACAGCUGUAGACAAGGCCUUACAAAGUUCAAACGGACACCUGGAUUUAUUCCUGCGCUUCUUCCUGGGUCUUUCUCUUACAGCCAACCAGUCUUUCCUCCAUGGCUUGAUAACACAUACAGGAAAUAGUACACAAACCAAGCAGGAAACCAUCCAGUACAUCAAGAAGAAGAUCAGUGAGAAUCUGCCUAUUGAGAAAUCCAUCAACCUGUUCCACUGUCUAAAUGAGCUCAAUGAUCGGUCUCUGGAAGAUGAGAUUCAACAUUUCCUGAGAUCAGGAGGUCUCUCCACAGAUGAACUGUCUCCUGCUCAGUGGUCCGCUCUGGUCUUCAUCUUACUGUCAUCAGAAAAAGAUCUGGACCUGUUUGACCUGAAGAAGUACUCUGCAACAGAGGAGGCUCUCAUGAGGCUGCUGCCAGUGGUCAAAGCCUCCAACAAAGCCAUACUGAGUGGCUGCAACCUAUCAGAGAGAAGUUGUGAAGCUCUGUCUUCGGUUCUUAGUUGUCCAUCCUCCAGUCUCAGAGAGCUGGAUCUGAACAAUAACAAGCUGCAGGAUUCAGGAGUGAAGCGUCUCUCUGAGGGACUGCAGAGUUCUCACUGUAAACUGAAAUCUCUCAGGCUGUCAGGUUGUCAGAUCACAGACGAAGGUUGUGCUUCUCUGGCCUCAGCUCUGAGCUGCAACCCGUCUCAUCUUAAAGAGCUGGACCUGAGCUACAACCAUAUAGGAGACCCAGGAAUGAAGGUACUUUCUUCCAGAGUUGAGGAUCCAUACUGCAGACUGGAUAUUCUCAGGAUGGAUCAUAGUGGAAAGCAGUGGUCAACACCUGGACUGAAGAAAUAUUUCUGUGAGCUUGAACUGAACCUGAACACAGUGAGCAGAAAACUCCGACUGUCCAACAACAACAGGAAGGUGGAGAUAGUGAACCAGGAGCAGCCAUAUCCAGAUCAUCCGGACAGAUUUGAAUGGAGUCAGCUGCUGUGUAAGGAUGGUCUCACUGGUCGCUGUUACUGGGAGGUGGAGUGGUCCGGAAGGGUCCUGGUCUCAGUGAGUUACAGAGGGAUCAGGCGGAAAGGUCAAAGCAGGGACUGCUGGUUUGGAGGCAACGAUCAGUCCUGGAGUCUCAGAUGCUGUGAUGAUGUUGGCUACGCCAUCUGUCACCGUAGCGUGAUGGAGGUCAUUGCUGUGCCCCCCGCCUGCCUCUGGCACAAAGUAGCAGUGUAUCUGGACCAUCCUACUGGGACUCUGUCCUUCUACAGAGUGUCCUCGGACACCCUGGUCCACCUCCACACCUUCAACACAACCUUCACUGAACCUCUGUAUCCUGGGUUUGGGUUCUGGUAUGACUCCUGGGUGUCUCUGUCUUCUCUGCGCAGCUCUGCUUCUUCGUCAUAGUAAUACCAGUUGGUGGUGUUGGAUGAUAGCAUCUCUGUUAGCUUACUGGAUGAUAGCUUCUCUGUUAGGUUACUGUAGUGUUUCUCAAUGCAGACGCUGUGAUGAUGCCA